ACUGGAAGGGAACGAGAAAACUCUACACAGUUUUCCCAGAGCGGAGCGGACUUUUCGCCUUCCAAAUACAGAAACGAUUCAGUUUGCGUGCGGAGUAGAACCGUUUGAAUGUCGGAAAGGCGAAUCGAAAUCAAAGGAUGUGAAUCGAAUGAAAUCCUGUAAAAGAUAACCCGCGAAUCGGUUGAGGAUAUAGCCAGGUCAAGGGGUUUGAAAUCGGAAGGAGUCGGUUGGUUCUCGGAACAAAGGAAGAUUUGAAAAACACACCGCCACGUUCAACGGAAAUCAGUUUUCGCGACCUAUGUGUACCACCCCCUCUGCCCGAGUUUUCCAGCACAUUUCGUGUGCAUAUACUAGAAAGGAAAAAAAAAAGUGAUGUGAGCAGAGAACCGCGACCCGACGCCACUGACAUAAAUUCCUAUUUUUAACUUCCCUGGGGCCAAAAAUCCCCAUCGAUGCGGAAUCAAUUUCGAUCCGAUUCGCCAGUCGUAUGCAAAUUGUGCUGAAAUUAAGGUGACCAAGGGCUGCGGAAAUCCCUUCCAGUUAACAAUUUAAAGUUAUUUCGCCUGUGGCUUCCAAACCGUUUGACAAUCGCAUCGCCUCUCUCUCUCGCUUGUUCCCUUUUUCUCUCUCUCGCUGUUGUGCUAUCUCUCUCGCACAUUUGGUAACGGUGUUUUUAUGUCAGUGUCAAAAUCGAACACCGUCUGACCCGAUGGUUAAAAUAGUUAAGCAAAGUAAAUUGCCAAUGUCAGUGUUAAUCAUACAACAAAGUGCAACAAUAAAGCUCUCAAAAUCCUGCCAAAAAAACGAAGUUAAAAGUGUAAUAUUCAAUAGAAAUUUUGUAUAUGCCUGAUUACCCGAAUCGUAGCGCUUUUAUAGUCUUUUUACAACUCCAAAACCAGUUGGUUUCAUAAAGUGUUAAGUGUAGUUGUAACCAACUAAACCAGCCAACUCCAAACUCACCGAAACCGUGUAAGAAUAACAAGUUGUCGUGGAAUACGGAUACGUAACCAUUGCCAGCUCAACGCCUUGCCAGCCACCGUCACCAUCACGUUCAUUUCCACCACCACCAACGCCACCAUCACCAACUUCAUCAGCAUCGCACCAUCUGCUGGUGCUGGUGGUGCUGUUGUCCUCGCACAGGAUCGUCGGAAACAUCGCCAAAAUAUCUUCGUUCGAGGAAGACUACCGGGCUGACAGGCCCAUGGUGCAGCGCGCCUCUUCCUCGGAUGCACCCUCCGUUCAGGGUGGCCAACAUCGAGAGUCUCGAUUUGGCCUUGGAUACCCAUCCUACCAGAGUGGAUACAACAAACUAUUCACACAGGGUUCUGCCGACUCGAACUACUCACAACCGUCAUCCGAUCUGUCGCUAGACGAGGAAAAGGAAUCGCUUCGGCGAGAAAAGGAACGUCAGGCCUUAAGCCAGUUGGAUAAAGCGAGGAGCAAACCAGUGGCGUUCGCUGUGCGAACCAACGUAGCAUACGAUGGCGCCAUCGACGACGAUUCGCCGGUGCAGGGCGGAGCAGUUUCGUUCGAGAUCCGGGAGUUCCUGCACAUCAAAGAGAAGUACGACAAUAACUGGUGGAUCGGCCGGCUGGUCAAGGAGGGCUGUGAUGUGGGCUUCAUACCCAGCCCCGCUAAGCUAGACAACAUUCGCAUGCAGAACCAAACCAGACCCUCAAGACUGUAUGGCACAAAGGGCUCGUCGAGCGGGAAUCUUGGUGCGGGCGGACAAGCAGGUGCGGAGCCAUCUCGAGGUAGCACACCCCCCACACCUGGUGACGAAUCAGAUUCCAUGGGACCAGGACGACACGGCAAGACACCGGCGGCGGCGGCCAACAAGGAGAAGCGAAAGCCGUUCUUCAAGAAACAGGAGACGGCCAGUCCCUACGACGUGGUGCCCUCGAUGCGUCCCGUUGUCCUGGUGGGGCCCAGUUUGAAGGGCUACGAGGUGACCGACAUGAUGCAGAAGGCCCUCUUCGACUUCCUCAAGCACCGCUUCGAGGGCCGCAUCAUCAUCACCCGGGUGAUGGCCGACAUCUCGCUGGCCAAGCGCUCCAUCAUGAACAAUCCCUCGAAGCGGGCCAUCAUGGAGCGAUCCUCCAGCCGGAGCGACUGCCUCGGCAAGGUGCAGGAGGAGAUCGAGCGCAUCUUCGAGCUGGCCCGCUCGCUCCAGCUGGUCGUGCUCGAUUGUGAUACAAUCAAUCAUCCGUCACAACUAGCGAAAACUUCAUUAGCGCCAACAAUAGUGUACUUAAAGAUUAGUAGUAGUAAGGUUUUACAGCGUUUGAUCAAAUCACGUGGCAAGUCGCAGGCGAAAAACCUCUCCGUUCAAAUGGUUGCCGCCGAGAAGCUAGCCCAAUGUCCACCGGAUAUGUUCGAUGUAAUCCUAGACGAGAAUCAGCUGGAAGACGCCUGCGAGCACAUUGCCGAGUACUUGGAGACGUACUGGAAGGCCACCCACCCGGACAUUCGAGCAGUGCCGCCCAUCGCCCGCCCCCUGCCGCAGGAGGCCUCGCCCUCCGCAGAUCCCGCACGUCUGGGACCAACGCCUCCAGUAGAUGGCGAGGAGUUUGUCGAUGAGCAGGAUCCCAGGAUGGGCAUGUCCGGCGGAGAGCGCGAGGGAAGUCGGGAGCGAGACCGCGAUAGCAGGGAGAGGGAGAGGGAGCGCGAACGGGAGCGGGAUUACUGGGAUCGGGAGUUCAACAGAGAUCGCAGCUCCAAGGAUCGCGAAAGGGAUCUCGAGUGGGAGCGGGAACGGGCUCGCGAGUGGGAGAGAGAGCGGGAACGAGAUUGGGAUAGGGAGUUCGAUUGGGACCAAGGAGGAACCUCUUACCAGCACAGCCGCCGACAACCGACCUCGGUACGCCACCAGGAGCGCGGCGGUGGAGUGGGCGCAGGCGGCGGAGGCGGAGGCGUCGGCGGUGGCUACGAGCGGGACCGCGAACGAGAGCGGUACGAGCGGCGCGAGCGGGACCUCAUGCACUACGAUCUCAAUAGCGACGAGCUGCUGGACGAGCGCAACUUUGAGUAUCCGGCGAUGAGGAGCGGUCCCAGCGGCGCCUCCCACCACGGCCAUCUGUCCAGGGGCGGACGACUGCUGGAGGAUCCGGACUUUGAGCGCGAGGAGGCCCAGAUGCGGAUGAGCAGCUCACGCUACGGUCCCUCGACCAGGAUCGACGACCCGCGGGAUCUGCCGCGUGGCGCCACCGUUGUCGAUCGCGAUGAAUACAGUCCGCACAGAGGUGGUGGGAGUAGUAGGAGAAUGCUUAAUGCCAUGUCCAGACCUUUAGGUCUGCCACGCCAGUCCUCCCUGCCCAGUAAUAGAGCACCCGUGUCCUAUUUGCCACGCCAGUCCUCCCUGGGCACACACUGGCUAUCCUCCUCCUCGCAGAGCAACCUGGAUCAAGGGCCCCAAUCUCGCCGAGAGCUUUAUCCACUGCUGCAUCAGCCGCAGUCCUAUUCCCAGCCUCGAUCCCAGUACACCAGCCACUCGUACACAGCCGCACCACAGCACACCAGUCAGUCGCGUUCCCAGUCCCAGUCGCACUCCCAGUCCCACUCUCAGUAUCGCUACUCCGUGCAGGAUACAUCGUUUGCGCACCCACCAAGAUCCCUGCGCGAGGAGUUCCUCAGUCCCACCAUGAGCAAGGUCGAAGCUGUCACCCAUGCCAUUCGCAACAAGAUCAUCGUGGAGGAGGACGAAGAGGAUAUCCUGAGCACGGAUCGGUUCUAUUAAAGAGAUUUCAGUCGCCACCCCGCGGGAAAGCAAGUGCAGCAGUGCCAAAACACACGACACAUUUGUAAAUGUUCCAUUCGAUGAUCAGAUCAAUUUGGCAGAUACAGCAACACAGAUACAGACACACACAAACAGGAACACACACACACACAAAGUAGCUGGUUAAAGUUAAAGUGAGCGUUAAAGUGGCGGUUAAAGCAAACGUUAAAGCAAACCAAAGGAAGCAGCCCAAUGCCAAGUGGGGCCUUAUGUGUCUUAAAUGCUAUAGCUAAGUGUAAUCAGAUUUUAUUUGAGUAAUGUGAAUUUAAAUUAAAUGGUCUAAGCCUAAGAUUUAAGCUAGUCGACAGUGGAAAAUUAAAAGUUAAAGAAAGGGAGUCCGAAACCAGCCAAUGGGUCUCGUAUUUGUUAUGCAAUCGAUUGACUAAGUACAUGAAUAAGUGUCAGCUUUAAUAAUUUAGUGAACGUGUCUUAAUCUAAGUCGAGCCACACAAACACACUCUCACACACUCGACACACACACCUAUACACUCUCAAUUGACUGUGAACCGAUUGAAAUCUCUUUAAUCUCAAACCGAUACCUAUUUCUCGCAUCCAGCGCUUUUCCUCCUCUACACAGAAAAAUUUACACCUACAGUGCGUUUCAAAGCCAUAUGGUCAUGAGUUGAUAUAAAAUCCAUAAUCCAUAAAUUUUCAUAAUGUACUUAUUCUAUAAUUUUUAAAGCUUAAGCUUGAAUUUUUUAACUGAAUAUUUCUUAAUUGCUUCUAGCCAUUAAAUACGACCUUAUAGUACCGUACAUCCAAUACUAUGCUUUAAUAAUUUUUUCAACAUUUGUAGUAUAUAUCUUGAAUGAAACGCAUUGUACACAAUUUCAACUUCCAACAGCAAUACUUUCGACCUAGAUACCUUGCCACACCAUAUCAUGCCACACACCUGCCAAAGCGCACAGUUCGCGAUCUCAGUUCCAAACUCAAGUUGAACUAGCCGCGAACGGACCUGCAACCUGGAUUAGGAUCGACAAUGGAUCCAGGUUUAGGUAUAGCGAUUUAAACUACCAGUGCCUUAUAAACCAUCAAAUCGAGUUACACGACAGCACUCCACCCCAGAUAUUCUGCAUUUCCGCCGCCCCAUUAGAUCAUUAUUGACCACCACCAAUCGCUUAAGUCGAAUGCGUCAAAAUUAUUGUUCCAGUUUUGAAUUGUACACGUAAUGUUGAGACGAUAGUCGUUGAUCUGGCCCAUUCCGAACGAGCACUCCUUUUACAAUUCCAACCACCAUGCUAAAUUUGUCGAUCAUUAGUUGUCGAACUGAGCUAGCGCCCAACAAUGAUGAACCGCACUGCAUUCAAAUCGAUCGCCACCUCGAGUAAGAGUCGAUGUUUAGCUAGUUUUGAUCUGUAAGCACACCCACAGAACCCAUCCUACUGUCCACAGACUAUACAGCUGAAUCCUGGAACACGGGGUCAGAGUUUAGUGACAGGUCGGGCCAUUUGCCCGAAGCAAAAAUCUAGUACUUUUUUAUAUAAGAGAUACAAGGUGAUAUAACUAAUUUUCAGAAAGCAAAUUUGAACAGCGCACGACAAAUACAGAUACCUAAUUGAAAUUGUUAGCCACAUUCAGGAGAGGGAGGGUUUAAAAGGUCAGUUGGGAGAGCACCUCCCAUCCCUUAGAGAAUUUGGAUGGGGUUGGCCAAGGCACUGGAGGCGCUUUAACGAGGAACAAAUUGAAAUUUAAAUAUAUAGCGGAAAGCAGCAAACGAUACACAAGCACUUCUUGUAAAAAGUGGCAAAGCAAAAUGAUCUAUGUAUUAGCUAAACCUAAAUGAAAUAUUACUUUUUAAUACUAGCAUAAAGUUAAAAACAAAACUAGAUACGAUCCUUUGCAGCUAAGAAGGGGACAAGCGGAAUACUUAAGUUUAAAUGGUCAGUUGAUGAGAAGUGUGUACGUUAGAAUAUUGCACAUAAUUCACAGAACUGGUAAUUCAAUAUAUUAUAAUGGUAUAUAUUAAAAAAGAUACACACAUUUAUGGAGCUGCAUAUAUAAAUAUGUAUGUUCUUACCAUAAUUAACAAAAUUUAAACCGAUACAGAUACAUCAGCCGGCAUUUUGUAAGCGUGAAACCCAAAAACUAAUUAAAAUAAUAUGGAUUAAAAAAUAACUGAUUAUCCCAGAUAUUGUUAGAUACUUUCUGGUAACGGAAAGGUGAACUUUGCCAUGAAAAUUUCAUCAGAUCUGAUAGGAAUAUGUUGAAGAUAUUUUGUAAGAUGCCUUAAAUUUCUCAACUCAAGUUCUUUGAAAGUUUUCGAAAACUAAACUUGAUAAAUUCAUAUAUUCCAUUACAUAACCUUCUGGCAGACGGACAAAGGUCUGCAAAGAAGUAAAACUGGUUUGCUUCAAAAGUAUAGCAAUUUUUUUGUAAUAAUAAACUCUUAUUUCCGAUUAUAAAAAACAAAUGAAAACCAAACCAAGCAAUUUCGAUUUGUUGACACUCUUGAAAACUAUAAAAACAAAAACACAAACAUACAAACAAGUUUUAUAGCAAGCAUACUGAAACUUUAAAGAUACGCCUAUAUAUAAUUAAAUUUAGCGGUAAUAACUUCUCUACUUUUCAAGCCACUUAAAUAAGAAAAGCAAACCUUAUUUUUUUAGCCUAAAUACCUAAUUGAACUGGAAUAGAAGGUGGAAAGAUUGACAAGAGCACGCAUGAAAUUUCCGUAAUCAAUAUAUUAUUAACCAAAGAUCCCCCCACACCGAAUACCCUGGAAAAAUAAAAAAUGAACUAUUGGUGGAAAUAUCAACACCGCUCCCAAUUUAUAUAGAAUAUUUUAUACAUACAAAACAUAUACAUAUUGUAAAAAAUGAGAAAAAACGGUAACUAAAAUCCAAUCAGCAAUUUUCAAAAAUUGUAUGUAAAUAGUUAAUGAUAUUUCAAUUUGUUACCUAAUUAUUUUGUUAACAACUUUGUAAGAUUCCUUUAAUUUAAUGUUAAGGAUGAAUACCUGCCAUCACCUUGACGACAUUUUGUUGUUUUCGUUUUCAUUUUCCGCAUUCAAAUGUUGUUCACAAUAUGUUUUUGGAAAAUACGUAGUUAAAUGAAAGCUAAAUUGCAAAUAAAAGCAAAUACAAUAAAAAUAUUAAAAAUAAA
Drosophila simulans is the source of this 6877-nucleotide messenger RNA. RefSeq names its product voltage-dependent L-type calcium channel subunit beta-4 (gene Ca-beta). Lineage: Eukaryota; Metazoa; Arthropoda; Insecta; Diptera; Drosophilidae. Gene Ontology annotation, cellular component: voltage-gated calcium channel complex. Gene Ontology annotation, biological process: calcium ion transmembrane transport; neuromuscular junction development; regulation of voltage-gated calcium channel activity. The record is from RefSeq and is a predicted model, not a curated record. The transcript is spliced from 10 exons. The coding region runs from base 1202 to 3736 and encodes 844 amino acids. Gene Ontology annotation, molecular function: protein binding; high voltage-gated calcium channel activity.